Phaedon cochleariae (mustard beetle) is the source of this 9873-nucleotide messenger RNA. NCBI's taxonomy places the organism in Eukaryota, Metazoa, Arthropoda, Insecta, Coleoptera, Chrysomelidae. The record is from the annotation of a GenBank genome assembly.
ACUUUGACAUUUCUGUUCCUGGAAUGUUGAAUGUACAAAUGUAGUGAAUGAAAAAAUUCUCUCAGCCAAAUUUGUAAAUACCACAUUCAUGCCAAGAUUUUAUUAAAUUAAUCUAAAUUUUUUCUAAUCAGUAUUUGUAUCUAUUCAUAUUAUUUCUGAAAAGUGCUCAAGUGAAGUUAGUGUUGGAACAAUAUUAUGUGCAUGAAAAGUCGGUGACUGAGAAAAUUCUCGACAAUACCUAUAAUUAGGAGAAACAAAUUUGUGAUGUAAAAUUUGAAUUCAAAAUGGCUGAGUCCUAUUAUCAGGGGGACUACAUUCGACACCCUGUCCUCUACGAGCUCUCCCACAAAUAUGGCGUGCCCACCGACAAUCUCAUCGAAUCACAGCUGUCCGGCAAGCUGGAGGAGCUCAAAGAGAUCGUGCGACGCGAGAUCCGCAAGGAGCUCAAGAUCAAGGAGGGCGCCGAAAAGCUCAGGGGCGUGUCGACGGACAGGAAGUCGUUGAGCCACGUGGCCACCAUCGUGAAGAACUCCAAUUGGAAGUUGACGGAGCUGAAGAACGAGCUCAGCGAGUUGGAGUCGCAGAUCAUACUGACGCAGGGCCAGAGUACGGCUAAUUUGAAGCCGCUGAAUGGUGAUUCCCUACAUUUUUCGACACUGGCCACCCACAAUGUGGACAAGUGCAGCAAAAUCGAGAACCUUGAGAAGCAGCUGAACAUCGAGCUGAAGGUGAAACAGGGGGCCGAAAACAUGAUCCAGAGCAUCACCGGCAGAGACAAAAAGUUGUUGCUCGAAGCUCAACAGAUGUUGCAGGACUCCAAGAAGAAGAUAGAAUAUUUAAGAAUGAAAAUUACAAAGCUGAAACAUGACAUAGAUUCAAAUUCCCGUGGCUCAAUUCAGGACCUUACAGACAAUGGGGAUUUGUCUCAUAGAGAGCUAGAACCCCUCUUAGAUGACAGGAUUGAAGAUUUAAAACAUAGGUUAAGGGUGGAAGCAGCAGUUGUAGAAGGUGCCAAAAACGUUAUAAAACUUUUACAGAUUAACAAUAAAGAAAAGAGUGAGAAAAAAGCCCUGUUAGAGGCCCAGGAGAGUUUGCGGGCAAGCAGCAUGAAGCUGGAUCUCUUGAAAAAAUCGCUGGAGAUGCGGAAAGCAGAAUUACCCGACGAUUCUCCUGUCGCCAUGCAUUUGAAGGAAGAAUUAGCGAAUGCGCAAUCGUUCAGCCCGACCUCGGUGCACUAUACCAGUUUGCAGCCUUUCCGAGAAGGAAAUGAUACAGGCAGACCCCACCCCUCGUCCUCGACCUUCUCGCGCUGCGCAGCUGUCACCGGCACGUUGGAGGUCCGCCUGAUGGGCUGCCAGGAUCUGCUCGACGACGUGCCGGGCAGGCUGCGCAGGGAGGGCGAGCUCUCUGCCGGCGGCGGCAGCGGGGGCGGCGGCGGCAGCCCGAUGGACCUGCGCUUCUUCAAGAAAACGGGGCGCGGCUCGUCGAAGAGCUACAGCGUCAAGGAGGAGGUGAGCGAGGAGAUCAUGGCGGUGCUGAAGCUGGACAACACGACGGUGGGGCAGACCAGUUGGCGGCUGUGCUCGCAGCAGGCGUGGGAUCAGAGGUUCUCCAUCGAGUUAGACAAAUCGAGGGAGUUAGAAAUAGGAGUAUAUUGGAGAGACUGGAGGUCACUGUGUGGCGUGAAGUUCCUCAAACUGGAAGAAUUUAUCGAUGACGAAAGGCAUGGGAUGGCUUUACACCUGGAACCGAAAGGAUUGUUAUUUGCAGAGUUCAAAUUUCUGAAUCCGAUGAUUUCGAAAAGGCCGAAGCUGCAACGGCAGAAGAGGAUAUUCAAGCAGGUGAUGCCGAGAGCCAAACAAAUGAAUAUCAACAUCGUGACGUGGGGCAGGUGGAUGAAACAGUCUUCGCGCAUGACCAGCAAACAGAAUCUGGCUGCCGUUUCUUCAGAAAAUAUUGCGGACGAGCUGCUCACGCCCGAAGAUAAACCUGAGACGCCCGGCGAGACGCCAGACCCGCGCAGCGGCGGUCUGGGCGGCCAGCGCCCGCUCGACCUCGGCGCCGCCGUCGACGGCGGGUCGCUGCCGCUGUCGCCGCCGCCACCCUCGCGGCCUCCACCCCUCUCGUCCUUCCGGCUGGGGCAGCCGGGCAAGAAGCGGGCGGCGGAGGCGCCGCAGCAUCCGCCGCCCCCGGUGCCGCAGCGGCUAGAUCCGGAGCCUGUCUACGACAACGCCAGCGUCGUGAGGCGUCCGCCGCCGCCAGCGCCCCCUAGGGACGCCUGCCCCAACCGCGACAGCGCCUAUGAAUCGCGGCGGCAGUCGCGGCAGCCCCAGACCGCCAUCACGGCCGACCACUUCCGGCUGAUCAGCGUGCUCGGCAGAGGGCACUUCGGCAAAGUCAUCCUGUCGCAGUACAGGAACACGGGGGAAUACUUUGCCAUCAAGGCGCUGAAGAAGGGGGAUAUCAUUGCGAGGGACGAGGUGGAGUCGCUGUUGUCAGAAAAAAGGAUCUUCGAGGUGGCCAACUCGAUCCGCCAUCCGUUCCUCGUCAACCUUUUCGCCUGCUUCCAAACCGAGGCGCACGUGUGCUUCGUGAUGGAAUACGCGGCCGGCGGCGAUCUCAUGAUGCACAUCCACUCGGACGUGUUCGGCGAGCCUCGGGCCGCCUUCUACGCCGCCUGCGUCGUGCUCGGGCUGCAGUACCUGCACGAGAACAAGAUCGUCUACAGGGACCUCAAGUUGGACAACCUGCUGCUGGACACCGAAGGCUACGUCAAAAUCGCCGACUUCGGGCUGUGCAAAGAGGGCAUGGGGUACGGCGAUAAGACGGGGACGUUUUGCGGCACGCCCGAAUUCCUGGCGCCCGAGGUGCUCACCGAAACGUCGUACUCGCGGGCGGUGGACUGGUGGGGGUUGGGGGUGUUGAUUUUCGAGAUGCUGGUCGGUGAGUCACCAUUCCCAGGAGAUGAUGAAGAAGAAGUUUUCGAUUCGAUCGUUAAUGAUGAAGUGAGAUACCCAAGGUUUCUGUCUUUGGAAUCAAUAGCAAUAAUGAGGAGGUUACUCCGCAAGAGUCCCGAUAGGCGAUUAGGUUCUAGCGAAAGAGAUGCCGAGGAUGUGAAGAAACAAGCAUUCUUCAGGCACAUACAGUGGGAUGACCUGCUGAAUAGAAGAACCCCGCCACCAUUCGUUCCUACAGUGCAAUCGAUGGAAGACGUCAGCAAUUUCGACGAGGAAUUCACGUCGGAAAGGCCGCACUUGACACCUCCGAAAGAACCCAGACACCUCAACAACCAAGAUCAAACCCUCUUCAGGGAUUUCACAUACAUGGCGGACUGGUGCUGACACGUGGUAGCGCACUUCGACUAAGUUCGUUUUUUUCUCUCCAUUAACUUUCUUUGAUUAAUCGUUUGUUGCGCAUAGAGACUCCGCCGAGUGUUUUACCGGAAGUUUGGAUGUUAUAUACAGGGUAUUCUCAAAGUUAACAGGAUGUAGUACUCAUCAAAAUAGACAAUCGGGUCGAUUCUGUUUGCAAAUAGCAAUAUGGUUGUAGAGAAGAUAUUGCUAUCAUAGCAAGAUUCGAAAAAGUGGAAUUCUAAUCAUAGAUUUUUGGCAAUAUGAUCUGUCAAUUCCAAUGACAUCUGGUCAGCUUUCUUGCUAUUUCGGCAACAUAAUUUUGUGCUUGCUAUCUUUUAAAAAGGUAGUGGAUUCUUCGUUUUUGCACUACAAAUUCUUCCAACUGUAUGUAAAUUCAGAAAAUAGUGGAUCAAAAACAUAUGAGAGUUCAGUUGUGUCACUGACUACUCGAAAACCUUUCCUCAAAGUUUCAAUUCGUAGAAGACUUACUGAAAAACUUAGAAUGGUGAUAACAAACGAAUAGGAUAGGUUCACCUCUGUGACCAACUACUUGAAAACCUUUGCUUGAAGUUCCAAUUUGUAGAGGAAAUAUGAGACUACAAUUUCGGCAUAUCAGAGAAAUUUCAGUUGCCUGAUGGAUAGUUUAUCAAGCUAUUUUGCUAGAAAAUUAAAAAAAAUCACGAUUAUUUUCAUCCGGCUUUUAUAUUGUUGUUUCUCAUUUCGGGGACAUGAUUGAUUAUUUGCACCAGUCGCACAACGACGACCAGAUUCAGCUAAUACAAAAUCUCUCGAUUUGAACAAUAAGGUUUUGUAAAAUUUCAGUGUAGGACUGACUAAUUCGAGAGGUUAGAUAAUCAUGAACUCUUCUUCUUCAUGAAAUAAUGGCAAAAUCGAUACCUAACACUUGAACAAUGAGUUGAAAAUAGUGUUGUCAGCUCAAAAAUUCUCAAUCUUUCAACAAUAUUGCUAUCACUUGAACUGAUAACCAGUCUUGCAGUAACUCUGCAAACAGAAUACAGAACUUCAUAGCAAUAUUGUUAUAUGUUAGGAUAAUAACAAUAUUAUUAUCUUAGCAAUGUUAUAACAAGAUCCGAACAGAAUCGACCCGAUGAUCAACAAAAAUUGACCAUAUGAAAGUUGCAGAAUAACAAAGUUAAAAAAUUCACCGAUUGAAUUGACCCUAUUUUGGUCCUGGUAUAUUUACCAUUUCAAGCGGUACAGGCCUUCCCAUAUGUUCUCCUCUGUGUUCCUUCAAACAUCCUGUGUCAGGAUAUCUUUGCACCGAAAUAACUAACAUCGGCGGUGUUGGAAAAAUUCUUAACGGAAAUCUUUCGAUGUACGUACGAAAUGCUGUUGUUGCACUGUGGCGACACUUACCAUAAAUCAGGAGCAUGUUAACAAGUUCAUUAUUUUGGUAAAUGUGCAACAUUGUUGCACAGAAGAAACUAUUGAAAAAAAGGAUCCCAUGACGCAAGACAAACAAAAUUCUACUGUGAACAGAUAUUCUUGUAGAUAAUAUCUGGGUUAUUAUCCAACUUUUAUUGAGGUGAUAUUUGCUGGAUCUGUAUACAGGGUGUUGCAUUGCUAAUUGGAAAUAUUUCAACUAUAGAAUCUUGAGCUCAAAAUAUGAAAAUUUAACUCAAAUCACUUAGUUGAAAUGUGUCUCCUGCCUAAGUUACAGGGUGUUUUAUUCGAAAAUUCAAAAAUUAUUUGUGCCUAGUGCUUUGCAACUAAUUGACGUAUCAUUGUCAUUUUCGAGAAGGGUAGAUACUAUACCCUACUAAAUUAUGUAGAAUAAGGUGUCUGGCUACUACCACAGGCGUACAACAGGGGCAAAUGACUGGUUGAUCCCUCCCAAAUUCUACACCAUUGGCAAAAUUGCCAGUUAUCCAAAUUUUUCGAUUAUCUUUUACUUUUUACGUGAGUCUCGUACUCCUUCAUAGUGAUACAUUUUCGAGAUAUCUCAAGAACAUGAAGCUGCACAAUUGUUUUGAUUUUCAUGUGUAUUAAUUAUGUUGAACUUCAAUCCAUAUGAACAAAAAAACAUAAUAACAUAACAAACAGGAGCUGUUACAGGGUGUAUUAAAUUUUUCAUCAUAAUAAAUUAUACAUUUUAUAAUAUAAUAAUUCAUAUUACACCCUGUAACAUCUCCUGUAUAUCACGUUAUUAUUAUUAAUGGAUGCAAUCCGUUGAUUUGAAAUAUGAAGAAAGAGUAUAAUAUUCACGAGAAAGUAUUGGAGAAUCGAAAAAUUGUGAUAAAAUGGCAAUUCCGGCGUUGAAUUAGGCAUGGAUUUGGCAAGUAUAUAUAGCAUUUUCACUCCCCUCCAAAUAUGACAAUGAUACGUCAAUUAGUUUCAAAGUACUAAAUAAUUUUUUGAUUUUCAAAUGAACCACCCUGUAACUCAGACGGGAAACACAUUUUAUCUAGGUGUUUUGGGUUGAAUAUUCAUAUUUUGACCUCUGGAUUCUAGAAUUGGAAUAUUUCCAAUCAGUAAUGAUACAGGGAAUGCAGGGUUUCCAAUGAUUCCUACAUCCUCUUAAAAAAGUUCCUCGCCUUUGAGAACACCCUGUGUUUUCAUGUACGGGAUGGGGUGAAUGAUUCGCUGGCUCACGUGAAUAUCGCAUCAGAUCACGUGAAUAUCGCCUUAGAUCACGUGAAUAUCGCAUUAGGUCACGUGAAUUUCGCCUUAGAUUCUUGUGGUUAAGAUAUCUAAUCACUAUGUGAGUUGCUGAAAGUCAUCCAUAUUGUCCAUUCAAGUACUUGUUAUAUAGAGUGAGUGUUACAUUGAUAUGAAAAAAAAUUCAAGGGUUAGAUUCUUUGCAAACAAAAAAGAGAGAGGUAUAUACCAGAACUUUUUCUACACAUCCUCUGAUCAAAACUAUUUCAUUUAAGUAAACUUGUGGCCUGAUUUGUGCGCUAGACGGCUCUGGAGUUGAAAAUCAGGAGAAAUAAUUUGUUAUUUUGAACAAUUCUACAAAAUUUAAAUCAAACUGGGUUUCUCCUCACAAAUAAAUAAAAAACCCUUUUCUCGUCACUGCAAAUUAGUCUUUGGAUGAAAGUCUAUAGGAACCCUUUCAACAUUAAUGUAACACUUCAUUUAUUCAAUUUCAGCGAUAAAAAAAUCAGAAUAUGUAUUUUAUGUGCUGCUUUAGUGUUUGUUCUACACAAAUUGGCAAUAGGCCUUUUCAUUUAGAUAACAAAUGACUAUCUGUGACAUCUCGCAUCCAACGACAGUCACGGCCAUUUUCACCGAAACACUUGCACCACACUCCUCAGUAACAAAUAAGUAACGUUUUUUCGAUUCAAAUUAUUAUGAUAAUACAAUUAAUACACACCAGUUAUAUAGAAACGAAAAUACUAUAUUGUUAUUGUUGUUUCUCAAUGACGAAUGCCCAUGGUGGUUGACACUGUUGACAUUUGAGAGAACGUCAAUAAAAAUGGCCAAUCAGAAUUUUGUGUCGGAACUAUAGCCAAUGAGACUUCACCUUCGCAUUACCCAAUCAAAUUUUGGAUCCAAAAACGAGCGCAUGCGGCUUGAAAAUAUAUCUAUAUGAAAAGGCAUAUUAACUGUUAAUUUUGGUGAUCUUCAAAACAGCCACGAAUCAUUCAUGGCUACUUCAAUGGAUAGCCUAUAAAAUUGCUUCAGGCAUGACUGUUAGGUAUAAAGUUUCAGAUUCUUCAAUUUAGUGUUAAGGACUAUGAACAAAAAUAGUGAUAUUCUCUUCAAGUGGGCUUCGAAAUGUUGAUCAUUGCUCUAAAAUAUUUUUGCUGUAUACGAAUUCAGAGAAAACUUUUAUAUCAAAUGUUAUCAAUAAUGACAAACAAUAAUCAAUGCUAUAUGGUUUUGUAUGUUGAGUAGGAAUAAUGACCCCUUCUUGCAAUAUCUUUUCUCUUAGAAUAAUAAUUAUUAUUUCUGCUGAUGGGUUCUGACAAGGUACAUCACAAUUUUUAUCCCAAUGAGUAUGGACUGCUUUUUUAUCUUUUCCUGAUCAUCAAUGUCGAUGAAGGUUAACAUGUUUUGAUUUCCCCCUGGUAGCGCUACUCAUACGUGAGGUCUUGUAUGACAUUAAAUAUAUUAUUUCCUGUCAUUCAGCUUCUACUUCUACUAGGAUAUGUUCUCUGUUAAUGUAAAAAUUUCACUUGAGGUUUCACAUUGGAAGUGGAACAAUCUCAACCAUGGCUUAGAUUUUUGUAUUGGUUCUUCACUACUGUGCAAAUUUUCGGAAGCCUUGAUCAUCCAUGGAUAUCCAGCAAAAUUUGGGGUAUUUUGACAUUGACAUGCAAGCUUCAGUAGCGCCGACCGGUGAGACUCAAACUGUUAACCCUCAUUCAUUUUCCCUUUUCUCACUUUUUUAUUCCACACCAUUUUCAGUUGUUCAAAAUGCGUCGUUUUUUUUUUCAAAAAGGUUAUUGUUAUUUCUCAAAGUAGACUAAUUCCAUAAAAGUAUCAUUUUUUUUUUUGAAAAUUAUCUACUCAAAUUUCAAAUUAUCAUACAUAAAUCCUAUUUUUUCUAAGAAAUAUUCCUGUCCAGUCUUAUGUGACCAAUUUGUUAGAUUUCUUUCUUUUUUGUUGAACUUUCAAAAGAAUGUUUUUUAAAUCGAGCAUGAAAAUGCUUCGAAACAAAAACAAGGAAGACUUAUAAAAAUAUAAAUAUACUGGGUGGAGGCUUUAACUGGAAUAAAUUCGCUACAGGAGAAUUGAAUGAUUUUUUGAAAAUUCGCGUCAACGUUUAAAUGUAUUUACCUACAGUUGGCGCGCAAUAUGGAGAAGAUAACCCUUCAGAGGUAGCUGGAAUCAACCCCAACAUGUUUUCUUCAAAUGCAACCCUAUGACUUGCGACCCCUCAUUGGAAAGCUGGUACUGAUCAUAUUCCAGUUAGUAGUAAUUUUGGGGAUCGCAUAAAAUCAAAAUAUAAUUUCGGAGUUUAAUAUAUUUUCAACGUAUUUUCAUCAAAAUUUCGACAUUUAGUGUCAGUGAUUUAGGGCAUUUUCACCCGUUUGCAAUAACACUUCGUUUCGAACUGUUAACACGGCAAAAAAUUGAAUUUCUUUUUGUGGCUCUAUAAAAACACUGGUAUACAAUUGCAGAUAGCAGUUGUAGCAAAAAAUUGCCAUCAAUCACAAUCAAUCACAUUUCGAUUUUGUGCAACCUUUAAACAUAUAAAAAAAACCUAACAUUUGACUAACACGCUGGAUUCCUCUUUUCAUCAGCUUUCCAAUGAGGGGUCCCGAGCCAUAGGGUUAUAUUUGAAAAAAUCAUGUUGAGGGUGGUUUCAGGUACCAUUGAAGGUAUAUAUUCUUGAUAUUGCUUGCAGAAGGUAGGUAAAUACAUUAAAUCGUUGACGUAUGCCGGGAAUUUUUAGAAAAAAUAUUCACCUCCCCGCUAACGAAUUUUUUCCAGUUAAAGUCUCCACACUGUAUAUUUAAACCAUUGCAUGUAUUGUUUUUAAUCCAAAUGAUGCUUCUUCAUAUACAAUUGAUACAGUUUGAAAUAAAACUGGACACUUUUUGCAAUACAAAUGCCAUACUUUGAAAUUCGGGUAACAGCUUAAAAAUUUAAAUGAUGCAUUUGGAAAUUGGAAUGACUAUUUGGAAAUAUGAUGACACUUUUCGAACUACAAUUAGUAAAGGUGUACAAUUGUUUGUUCCUUAUUAACUUUCUAUUUCUAUCAAUUAUCUUCACCAUUGUGGAUUUGAUACUGAAAAUCAACUAAACAUUGAUUUGGCCAAAACUAAUGUGGGUUGAUUGUGGGGAUGAUUCUGAAUCAUUGGUAGAAUUUAUUUUUGGUUGAAACUUGUAUGUACAUGGGUGACUAAAAAUGUUGCUAAUGACAACACAAACUGUCCACAAGAAAGUAAAUAUUUGGAGUGGAAUAAACAAUAUAUUAGGAAAUAUAUGUGCUAGUAGCCGAUAAACUAUUACACAGGGUGUGAAUGAAUAAGUGCGAAAAAAUUCAGGGGACAAUUUCUUCUCAUAAUUUAUCAAACAAAGUUUUUUAAUGAUUUUACCCCAUUACUAGCUAAUAUAAGUACCCACUAUUUUUGAACAAAUCCACAUGAACUGCCGUUUUUUUCUUUUUUGCGCAUAUUUUCAGAAUGCCUACAGAUUUUAGGAAUUUAUACCUGGUUUUUGGUCAAGUCUUUUUAGUUGAUUAUCUUUGUAACAUGGUUAUUGCCGAUUUCUUGUUCAGGUUAUUGUUAAUGUUUAUAUUAUAUUGGAAAAUGAAAAUAAUUAUUAAAGUCAUGUUUUUUUAUAACUCUGUUUAUAUUGUAGGUAUUAUGUAUUAUCAAUAACUAAGCAUUUUUGUUUCAGGCAGUUUUUAGAAGUAGUAUUGAUACUAAGCUUUACAACUAGUAUUUAAAUUUCGUUUUUUGUCGACCUCAAGUUAUUACCUCUUAUGGCAAAUGCUGGAUCUGAGUUGACAACAAUAUUUAUUUUUGCAUAUCAUAUUUAAUUUUUAUAUAGAUAUAUGUAUAUAAAAUGAUUUUAUCAAUUUCAAAUAAAUAAGUUUGGAAGC